Molecule: messenger RNA, 1790 nt
Organism: Salvia splendens (bonfire salvia)
Lineage: Eukaryota; Viridiplantae; Streptophyta; Magnoliopsida; Lamiales; Lamiaceae
Product: probable serine/threonine-protein kinase At1g54610
Exons: 4
Coding region: 193-1125 (310 amino acids)
Biological process (GO): protein phosphorylation; positive regulation of transcription elongation by RNA polymerase II
Cellular component (GO): cyclin-dependent protein kinase holoenzyme complex; nucleus
Molecular function (GO): RNA polymerase II CTD heptapeptide repeat kinase activity; ATP binding
Source: RefSeq, a predicted model, not a curated record
CAACAGCUGAACUCAUAGAUUCUGAUGGAAGAAGGCUUCAAAUUCAGCUGAAGAAUCUAAGUCUAUGUGAAUUCUUUUCUUGUUCGAUCCUCUUCUUGUUUGACAAAAAGUAAACAAUGUCUGAUUUGAUAUGAUUCAAGAAUCAACAAAAACAACUCUCUACCCUGCAUAAGGACUAAAAUCGGCUUUGCCAUGAACGGAGUUAGAGGCCGGAGAAAGAGUGUCGGAGAUGAGGGAGGAGGGAGAAGAAUUGAACUAGUUGAUGUACGGCCCAAGUGGCUAACAGACAACAUUCCAGCACAGGUUUUGAAGGACAUCGUGCCCAAGUCUUCCGAUUCUUACAUCAAAAUAGACAAGAUAGGCGCGGGAACGUACAGCAACGUGUACAAGGCGAGGGACAGGGCGACAGGGGAGACGGUGGCCUUGAAGAAGGUCCAGUUCGACACCUCAGAAGCCGAGAGCAUCAAGUUCAUGGCGCGAGAGAUCAGGUUCUUGCAGAGGCUGGAUCACCCCAACAUCAUAAAGCUCAAGGGAUUAGCCACAUCAAGAAUGCAGUUCAGUAUUUACUUGGUUUUCGAAUACAUGCACUCCGAUCUCUCGAGAAUCCUGUCUAGGCCGGACGAGAGGCUAACGGAAUCGCAGAUCAAAUGCUACAUGCAGCAGCUGCUUUCCUGCCUUCGCCACUGCCACGAGCGCGGUGUGCUGCACAGAGACAUUAAGCCCUCGAAUCUACUAAUAGACAAGAACGGCACAGUCAAGCUUGCAGAUUUUGGGCUGGCGAAUUUGAUCGAUCCGAAGAGAAGAAAACGGCCUCUGACCAGCUGUGUCGCGACGCUAUGGUACAGAGCUCCAGAGCUGCUUCUCGGCUCCACAGAUUACGGAGUUGGCAUUGAUCUCUGGAGCGUUGGUUGCCUCAUGGCGGAGAUGUUUGCCGGUAGACCAAUUCUGCCUGGUAGUACUGAGGCUGAGCAAGUUCACAUAAUCUUCAAGCUGUGUGGCACUCCACCAGAUGAAUAUUUCAAAGGACUGAAGCUCUCCACAUCUCUAAUAAACCCUGCAAAGACCUACAAAUCCAGCCUUGCUGAGAAGUGCAGGAACUUCCCUUCUUCUGCUAUGGCACUUUAACCAUUCGCUCUCCAUCCGUCCCUUCGUGGCUCUGCAGCUUCUGCUCUCGACAACGAGGUUUUCUGCAAAAUUUGGUUUUCUAUAUCUAUCUCUGAAUCUUUGAACUGAUUCAUCCAUAGUUUGUUUUUGUGGUAGCAGUUCUUUCAGAGUAGUCCUUUGGCAUGCGGACCACCCUCUGGCUUGCCGGAUACCGAGCUGAGGACAAGGAUCAAGUCCCAAUAAACGAGAGGCGAACGUGAGUAUGCUUGAGCUUGAUGAAGGGAUUUUAAUGUUGAUUAAUUUGUGAUAAUUUGACAGGCAUAGGAGUAGUAGAGUAAGGCGAUCACAGAAUGAAGAAGAAAAAGGGAGAUGAUGAUAAGGAUGAGUAGUUGCCUCUUGUCGCUAUUUCAAGAUCGAACGAAUACUGCUAGGCUGCUAGCUAGAAACAUCGGGAAUCUACCUCCGUUGGCCAGUGCUAAGAUACGUACGAUCAACUAAAGCCUAGUGUCACUAAUCAUCCAUGUAUUGGAGAUUGGAUCAUUUAGAAUUCUUGAACGAUAAAUAUAUCUCAGUCAAAUCUAUUACACCUUAUCCCAUAGAGGUAUGAUCAAAUACAAACCCCUAUCUAUAAUACAAACUACAAACUUUAAUUCUACACACUCUAAUCAGCGGUUAGCAAUGUGAUU